GGGCAUGCCCGGUGCGGGCCGUGCGGGCCCCGGGCCCGGCCCCCUCCAAACCCCCCGCCCCGGAACAGGGUCCGUCCGUCUCCUGGCCGUCCACGAUGAGAGGUUGGGGGGGCCCUGACUGCCCCUGUCCCCGUAGUUGAUAGUUUGGGCGACGAAGGGGAUGCGGGAGUAGAGAUGGCCGACAGCGUGAAAACCUUUCUCCAUGACCUCGCUCGGGGGAUCAAGGACUCCAUCUGGGGCAUCUGCACCAUCUCCAAGCUGGACGCCCGGAUCCAGCAGAAGAGGGAGGAGCAGCGGCGGAGGAGGGCGAGCAGCGUCCUGGCCCAGAGGAGAGCGCAGAGCGAGGAGCGCAGGCAAGAGAGCGAACCCCGGAUUGUGAGUCGGAUCUUCCAGUGCUGCGCCUGGAACGGAGGGGUGUUCUGGCUGAGUCUGCUGUUGUUUUACCGAGUGUUUAUUCCCGUGCUUCAGUCGGUCACGGCGCAGAUCAUCGGAGACCCUUCCCUGCACGGAGAUGUCUGGUCCUGGCUUGAGUUCAUCCUCACCUCUAUCUUCAGUGCCCUGUGGGUGCUCCCCCUCUUUGUGCUCAGUAAAGUCGUCAAUGCCAUCUGGUUCCAGGACAUUGCCGACCUGGCUUUUGAGGUGUCGGGGAGGAAGCCCCAGCCCUUUCCCAGCGUCAGCAAGAUCAUCGCCGACAUGCUUUUCAACCUCCUGCUGCAGGCCCUCUUCCUGAUCCAGGGCAUGUUUGUGAGCCUCUUCCCCAUUCAGCUCGUGGGCCAGCUGGUCAGCCUCCUGCACAUGUCUCUCCUCUACUCGCUCUAUUGCUUCGAGUACCGCUGGUUCAACAAAGGGAUCGAGAUGCACCAGCGACUGUCCAACAUCGAGAGGAACUGGCCCUACUACUUUGGGUUCGGCCUGCCGCUGGCCUUCCUCACCGCGAUGCAGUCCUCUUACAUCAUCAGCGGCUGCCUCUUCUCCAUCCUUUUUCCUCUCUUCAUCAUCAGCGCCAAUGAAGCGAAGACCCCCGGGAAAGCGUACCUCUUCCAACUGCGCCUCUUCUCCCUGGUGGUCUUCCUCAGCAACAGGCUCUUUCACAAGACGGUUUAUCUGCAGACUGCGCUGAGCAGCUCAGCCUCCGCAGAGAAGCUGCCUUCGCCGCACCCGUCUCCUGCCAAACCGAAGAGCGCCACGGGCCACUGAACCCCGCCUCCCCCAACCCAUCCCCGUCCCGCCGAAGGGGACCGGGGGGGGGGUCGGGGCCGGGGCCGGGGCCGGGGGCGGCCUCUCCUCCUCCGCCCCCAUCCCCCGGGGUAAGCGGGGUCCCCUCGGCCAAGGGCCCGCAGAUUCCCGCCAUUCCCUUUAAGGAUUUGGAAUUUCUGUCGUCUUGUCGCGAGUGUCGGGCGGACCCUUUUUCGACCCCCCAGCCUACGGAUUUUUAACACCGCGGCGCAACCGAGAUGGCCGCCGGUUUUUCUGCAAGUCUUUUCUAGCGUUUGCCAGCCUUGGGCCUGUACUGGUUUGAAUCCUCCGCUUUUCUCCCUGUGCCAUUUCCCCUCCCGGCAUCCCCCCUUCCUGCUCCCCCCGGGAUGAAUGGGUUUUGUAAUUCCAGUUGUGGCGAUUAUUUUGUUUUUCUCUCCCC
Messenger RNA from Ornithorhynchus anatinus (platypus), 1636 nucleotides. It is a transcript of the gene EI24, whose product is annotated as EI24 autophagy associated transmembrane protein. The record is from RefSeq and is a predicted model, not a curated record. NCBI's taxonomy places the organism in Eukaryota, Metazoa, Chordata, Mammalia, Monotremata, Ornithorhynchidae. The transcript has 11 exons. Gene Ontology annotation, biological process: macroautophagy. Bases 175 to 1197 code for a protein of 340 amino acids. Gene Ontology annotation, cellular component: endoplasmic reticulum.